This is a messenger RNA of Hyaloperonospora brassicae, 6582 nucleotides long. The record is from the annotation of a GenBank genome assembly. Lineage: Eukaryota; Oomycota; Peronosporomycetes; Peronosporales; Peronosporaceae.
AUGACGUCGUUCCUCUCGAGUUUGCGCUCCGCCUUCCCCGCUCCUUGCACCACUACCUCACCUGCCGUCUCCUCCAGCGACCACACAUCCCUUGCCAGGUAUCUGCAGCUCUCUUCGCUCAGUAUCGACCCCGCAACAGUCGGUCGCCUUCCAUCACCUGAGACUUCGCAGCCAUUCGCUCAUACAGCGUCUUCGAGUGAUCUCUUGAAGGUGCUACAGGUCGAGCACGAUGCGCUUCGUCUCGCCAAUGAGCGUGAAGCUUCAGCUGGUGCCGUCAACGCCGUCGUCACGACGUCUACAAGGCGUAAAGAUCCUCGAGGGACCAACAGUCGAACGACUACUACAGACGUAGUGGAACAGCUCUUAUUAGUCUGCAAGCAGCAUGCAGAUUCUUCGUCGGAGGAUGGAGGGUUCUGGACGCCUCUGGAGCUGGCGGAGACUGUGCUGCAGAUUCUGCAGGACAGUCGAGGAGACGCUGAUUCCGUGCAAAGUCAGCUCUUUGGACUCGUUGGUGUGCACGGUAUGGACGUAAUUGCCUUUGCUGUGCAGCAUGAAAAGGAGAUCGUGAGUUUAAAGUCGUCCAAAGAGACGAAGCAGAGGUUACGGGACGCGCACAAGCGGCUCGAGAAAGUUGAGACGGCUCGUGCUUCUCGAGAGCUGAGAAAUGAGGCUCGAGAUGCUCCGAAUUGGCUGGAAGCGGCAGGCUACGACCCCGAAGUACUGCGCCUGCAGCGAGAGAUGGCUGAGGAAGAACGGAGAUGCCAGUCGACGUCGCUCGUGCAGCGCGAGUUUGGAGCGUUGCAAGGCGGAUAUGACUCGACAGCAGCGGCAGGUCAGUUGGUGGCUGCAGGAGCUCUGACACUACCUUCGAGCACCAAGAGGACGUACUUCAAGGGCUAUGAACAUGUGUUUAUUCCCGCACAUGCAAAGAAGGCACUAGGAAAGACAGAAACGCUCGUGGCGAUCUCGAGUCUGGAUAAGUUUGCACAGACUGCGUUUCUUGGCAUUACAAAGUUGAAUCGACUGCAGUCAAAGCUCUUUGAUGCCGCGUACAACUCGAAUCAGAACUUGUUGGUGUGCGCGCCUACAGGCGCCGGUAAAACCAACGUCGCGAUGCUUGCUGUCUUGCAGGAAGUGAAGACGCAGCUACAUCGACAUCAAGACCAGUCGAUAGGUCAAGGCGUGGCCAACAUGAAGAUCAUCUACGUGGCUCCCAUGAAGGCGUUAGCGCAAGAAGUGGUAACGAAGUUCGGGCAGCGGCUACAGACUCUGAAGUUGAAAGUGCGCGAGCUUACGGGUGACAUGCAGCUGACGAAGAGAGAGAUCGAAGAGACCCAUGUGAUUGUCACGACGCCCGAGAAAUGGGACGUCAUCACGCGCAAGUCCAGCACUCAGCAGUCGCUGCUCAGUCGGGUGAAGCUUCUGAUCAUUGAUGAAGUACAUCUGCUAGCGGAUGAACGUGGUCCUGUCAUUGAGACUAUCGUGGCGCGCACGUUGCGUCGCGUAGAGAGCACGCAGAGUAUGAUCCGUAUUGUCGGCCUAUCAGCGACUCUGCCGAACUACGUUGACGUCGCGUCAUUUUUGCGUGUGUACGUCCCCCAUGGCGAUGUACGCAUGCAAAAUGCGGCUAUGAACGGUGGCAAGGGAGGGCUGUUUUUCUUUGACUCGACGUACCGACCCGUACCAUUGGAUCAAACGUUUAUUGGCGUGAGCACAAAUGCAAAUUUGAAGGAGGCACUUGGGCUGAGUACCACAGCGCUCUCGAAGGUGACGGCAAGUCAUGAGGACCUUGCAAAGGAGAAAAAGACAGCAGGUGCUAUUAUGAGUCGACAGCGUCAAAUCCAACUAAUGAUGAACAAGCUUACGCUAGGCCACUGCUUGCAGCAAGUGAAGCACAACGAACAGGUCAUGGUUUUCGUCCAUUCACGGAAAGAGACGGCAGCUACACUGCACAGUAUUGUCGAGCUUGCGCGUAAUAACGAAGAAGAUCCUGGCACGCUGGAAGCAUUUUUACCACCCCCAGAGCUGCAAAUGCCUAUCAGUCUGCACGAGCGCGUCCAAAAGAGCCGCAACAGGGAACUCAAGGAGCUGCUGGGGUAUGGCAUGGGUAUUCAUCACGCCGGCAUGCUGCGCAGUGACCGAAACUUGACAGAGCAACUGUUUGAACUAGGCUACAUCCGCGUGCUUUGCUGUACUGCGACAUUGGCUUGGGGUGUAAACUUGCCAGCGCACUCGGUCAUUAUCAAGGGCACCCAAGUAUAUAACGCCGACAAAGGUGGCAUGACGCAGCUAAGUAUGCUGGAUGUCAUGCAGAUCUUUGGUCGUGCUGGACGUCCGCAGUACGACACAAGUGGAGAUGCGGUGUUGGUCACUACACAAGACCAAUUACCUCACUAUCUGCGGUUGCUGACUACGGGAAUACCAAUGGAGUCGUCUCUGAUCAAAGCCUUGCCUGAUCACUUGAACGCUGAGAUAGUUUCUGGCACUGUGAGUAAUCUAGACGAGGCAUGCACGUGGCUCAGCUACACGUAUCUAUACGUACGCAUGCGAAAGAACCCACUAGCCUAUGGUAUGAAGCUGGACGACGUAAACGAAGAUCCGAUGUUGACCGUACGACGCCGACAACUGUUGAUGGAUGCUGCAGAGAAAUUGGCAGCGUGUCGAAUGAUCAAAAUACUUCGCGAGAAGGUUCAGUUGGGCUCUGGUCAGGAAAGCAAGAUCGCGUUUGCCGUGACCUCAAUGGGACGUGUGGCAAGCCACUUUUACAUACAGCAUACGUCCAUCGAGACGUUCAACGACAUCCUUGAUGACAAGUCCGGCCAGAAAGAGAGCGACCAGGACGAUCUAGACUGGGAGAAGGUGCUUUUGGUGUUAUGCAGUAGUAACGAGUUUGAGCAACUGAAAUCGCGCGAGGAAGAGAUGCCGGAGUUGGAGAAGCUGAAGCGUGGGUUCUGCCGAUUCGAUAUCCUAGGAGGUGGCAUGGAUACCUACACAGGAAAGACGAACGUCCUUUUGCAAGCUCUCAUUGGCCGUGCUCGUGUGUCGACGUUUACGCUCAUCUCGGACACAAACUACGUCGCCCAGAACGGCUCACGUGUUUGUCGUGCGCUAUUUGAAAUAUGCCUGAAGAAAAACAGUGCGCGAAAAGCGGAGAAGUUCCUGCAACUUGCCAAGUCGAUCGAUCAAAAGAUGUGGUGGGACCAAAAUGCGCUGUUGCAGCUUCCGAAUGUGCCGUACGACGUCGUCGGAGAACUCGACCGUCGCCACAAUAUGACGUUGUACGACGCAAUCGUCGACCCUGACGCUUAUAACCUGAGUGCGAAGGUGAAGAAAUGGGUGCAGAGUGCUCCGUUUAUCGAUAUCGACAACGUGCAGACUCAACCAUUCGGUAGUACCAUGAUCAAACUUGCGUUUGAGCUGUAUCCACUGUUUCCAGAGUGGAAAGAAGGGGUGUUUCAGGGCAAGUCGUUGUCAUCGUGGCUAUGGGUUGAAGACGCAGUCACUGGCCAUAUCUAUCAUUCGGAGUACUACGUUCUCCACCAGAACCAAUUUGCUGGCUGGAAAGCUGGUACGCAGACGCUUGAGGUUGAGUGCUACCUUCCUGUGUUUAUCACACCGAUGCAAACAGAGGUAAGCUACAUGAUUCGCAUUCUAUCCGACCGGUUUGUUGGUAUCGAGUCGUAUUACGAAGUGAGCUACACGCCGAGCGAGACGACUAUUGCUGAGUCGGCGAAACAAAAAAGCGACAUGUACACGAAACUGCUUCGGCUGCAUCCGCAACCUCUUCAGUCUCUGGACGACCCUGUUUACCAAGCGCUAUACGUGGACAAGUUCCAGCACUUCAACCCGAUCCAGACGCAAGUAUUUCACCAGCUUUACCACCAGAAUGGAAAUGUGCUGCUAUGCGCACCAACUGGCAGCGGCAAGACGGUGUGCGCUGAGCUAGCUAUGCUACGAGUGUGGAAACAGCAGAAGCUUGGCGAGAGUGUUCAACGCGAAGCUGAGGGAUCUUCGGACACUGCAGCGGUCCACACGCCCACUGCUGCGCAGUCACUGAUUGUGUACAUCGCACCGAUGAAAGCGCUUGCCCGAGAGAAAGUGGCAGAAUGGAAGGCUCGAUUCGAACAGAACGCGCAUUUGCACAAAAGAGUGGUCGAAGUCACGGGAGAUACGCUCGUCAAUGUCGAGUUCAUCUUGAGCAAGGCCGACAUCGUGGUCACGACGCCCGAGAAGUGGGACUUGCUCACGCGCAGCAGCACGGUGGGUCGCGCUUUGAUGGCUCAAACGGCGCUCGUCGUUGCAGACGAGGUUCAUCUAGUCGGUGAGGUACCACGCGGUGCCGUACUGGAAGUACUGAUCAGUCGUCUUAGGCGAUUCAAGCGCCCUGGUCCUCCGAUUCGUCUUAUUGGACUGUCCACAGCUCUGGCAAAUGCAGGUGAUGUGGGUCGAUGGCUGGGUGGAAUCGACGCAAACGGCUCUGACGGGGGUCAAAUAUACAACUUUCCAGCGUCCACGCGCCCGGUGCCUAUGGACGUGCACAUCCAGGGCUUCCCGGAGCGUCAUUACGUGGCGCGCAUGGCGGCAAUGAAUAAGCCGACUUUCAUGGCUAUCAAGGCGUACUCUCCUGAUAAACCUGUGCUGAUCUUUGUGUCUUCCAAGGCACAGACCAAACUGACGGCGCUGGACUUGAUCCAGUUCUGCGUAUCCUCGGACGAGGGUGGCGACGGUAGCAAGCGUUUCUUGAAAAUGGACGAAUCGGUCAUGGACUCGAUUUGCCAGUCGAAUCAAAUCGUGGACGAGACCCUGAAGCACACGCUGUCUUUCGGUAUUGGCCUCCACCACGCUGGAUUGGCGCGUCGAGACCGUGAACUAGUCGAGAAACUGUAUAAAGACCGUCUCAUACAAGUGAUGAUCUCGACGUCAACGCUGGCGUGGGGAGUCAAUCUUCCGGCGCACCUUGUCGUGAUCAAAGGCACCGAGUAUUUCCAGAACGGACGAUACCGCUCAUAUCCUUUGAGUGACUUGCUGCAGAUGAUCGGUCGUGCUGGCCGCCACUUGCUGGACGACAAAGGGAUUGCGUGUGUGUUGGUGGAAGAAAGCAAGAAGAACGUCACACAGCGAUUUUUGCACGAACCGUUGGCUGUGGAGUCCUGUCUUGGUGGAAAUGCAAUGCCCCACAUCUUGGCUAACCAUCUGAAUGCAGAGAUCGCAGCAGGGUUUCUUCAUACCACGAAGGACGUGAUGGAUUACUUGAGCUGGAGUUUGCUGUUCCAGCGCGUGCUCAAGAAUCCAGGCUUCUACGGCGUUGGGGCUACUGUGGCGGCAACGGAUUCGCAUGUCGCAAGCGGUGGCAAACAGAAUAAGCAGGGAAAGCAGCCGACGACACCAAGCAAGCAAGACGGGUUGGAGACGUUUUUCUUGCAGCUAAUAUCGACAACGGUGCAGCAACUCGAGUCGAGUAAAUGCAUCACUACGUCGCGAGCCACGGGUCUGUUGUCCUUUGAACCAACGUUCGCUGGAAAGCUUGCAGCGUCACUUUAUCUGGAUGUGCGCACAGUGUCCAAUAUGAUGACUGCUUUGCAAGCAACGUCCUCUGACAAUGAAGGACCAGCAACAAGGACGAACACAUUGCUACUGCUUUGCGUGAUUUGCGAAUCCAGCAUGGAGCUUCGCGACAUCCCAUUGCGCCACAACGAGAUCACGAGCAAUUUGAUCGCAGAUCUUUGCACGAAAGUAAAGUUUUCGCCAUUGAAGCAUUUGUUUACGAGUCAACCGAAGCGUCAAAAAAUGCUACUGGAGACUCAUGGCAGCGAGGUGAAGGCAUUCCUAGUGCUUCAGAUGUAUCUGACGGGCAUGCGUCUGCCUUCGAGUGAUUUUGCAAAUGAUCUGCGCAUGUUGUUGGACCACCUACCGCGAUUGCUGAGCGCUGCAAUUGACCUCUGCGCUUUUCUAGAGCUCACGGAUCUGGUUUUCGCUGGUAUCCGUCUAUCUCAAGCCGUCGUGCAAGGGCGAUGGCCAGACAGCGGUGAUGUACUGACUCAGCUGCCGCAUGCGUCGCAAACAGUUGUAAAGCUUCUGCGCGAGCAAUGCAAGGUGUCAGAUAUUACGGAUCUGCAAGCAGCUCUAGCAGUGCAUACCAAGAAAGCACAUAUUAUUGAACGUUUGCAGAGUUUGCAACAAGAACAGAGAGGUCGACAAAGCAGUCUGACAAAGUACAAGAUCAAUGAAUUUAUACGUGUGGCGGAGGGAAUUCCGCGACUUCGUGUGGACGUGCGGCCGCAGCAGAAGCAGCAAGUGGUCGAUGUGGAAUUAACAGCUCUGAACGGCCAAGGUGGCAAUAGCUUGGCCUUUACGUCUCGACUGCAGAAACCCAAGCCGUACGGCUUCUACAUAGUCUUGACGACCAAGAAAGAGGACACAGGAGAAAACAUCGUCCACCUCAAACACGUGGCAUGGAAACACAAGGUUCACGUAUCGCUCUCAUUGCCUGUUGCCAGUGCCGACUACACGGUGCAUGUCCUUUCGGACGCUAUUGCAGGUGUUGACAGCGUUCACGCCAUCGGGGCCUUGUCGGAUUGCUGA